Argiope bruennichi is the source of this 3423-nucleotide messenger RNA. RefSeq lists its product as uncharacterized. Bases 172 to 2148 code for a protein of 658 amino acids. Gene Ontology annotation, cellular component: cytosol. The record is from RefSeq and is a predicted model, not a curated record. The transcript has 14 exons. Gene Ontology annotation, biological process: regulation of cell shape; cell migration; cortical actin cytoskeleton organization. NCBI's taxonomy places the organism in Eukaryota, Metazoa, Arthropoda, Arachnida, Araneae, Araneidae. Gene Ontology annotation, molecular function: actin filament binding; small GTPase binding.
GAAAAAACGGUCAGUUCUCGAACAUCACUUCUGCCAUGCGGAUGCAAGCAUGGUCAAAUUCAAUGCUUGUUUUUGAAAAAUCGCUCAUGUGCGAAUGAGUGACCCUUGACAAAGAUUAUUUUGGAUACUGAAUAUUUUUAUCUGAAGCAAACUCUAUUGAAAGUUUUCACCAUGAUAAUAGAAGACAGGUCCAGAAGUACUGAAGGAUUUCCCACCAGCGACUGGGAAGCAAAAAAUUCAAAGAAGGGUAUCUUGAGACCUCGCUUCAUGAGUGCUGCCGACUACGUCUUCUAUCUCCGCAGACACCUGGUGGCCGAGCGACGAAGGAAUGACCCCACUGUAGGUCACCCUGGGGACGAGACGCUGUCCGUCGGUAUACCCAGGCUGUCAUUCCUCCUCAGGAGACUCGAAGAAGAUAUCCAGUCCUCUUACCUCAGUUUUCUGGAAGAGUUCAUCUCAGACAUCCACGAGGGUAUCAGCUGCCUCCUCAACAUCCUCAGGACGUGCCAGGAGAGGCAGAAAGGGGCGGGGCUCUUCACGUAUGCCACUUGCAGCCGAGCCAAGCAGAGUCUCAUCAAUCGAGGAACGAUCGAUGAAUUUUACUGCUUGCUAUGUUUAAAAGCUUGUUCAAAGAGCUCGGGUGCUGUCGAAAAGAUAUCUUACCACAAGACGGGUCUUUCAACAAUAGCAUCCUGCAUCACAAGUUCUCACAUGAAAUCCAGAAUAGUUGCCAUCGAGCUUCUAACUGUUGUCUGCCGAGCUCCCGAAUUUGGCAACAGUCGCGUCUUGGAAGCGAUGACAACCAUUCGGAUUCUUUUUGGAGAAUCGGUCCGAUUCAAGUUUCUUGUGUCCGUCCUUAAUAGUAACAUCACCAGCUCGUCUGGCCUAGAGACCGUGACCUUCGUCUUCCUGAACACGAUGCUGGACCAAUGCACGAAGUUGUCGGAUCGUGUCAGGAUUCAAAGCGAGUUAGAAGAAGCUGGUCUGGACGUGGAUGCCUUAGAAAAGCAACUCAGACAGAAGUAUGGCAACAGUACACACCGAAUUUGGAGCGAAAUUCAAAAAUGGCGAGAGCUUCAGAUUGACCUGCAAGAUUCCUUGCAAAAGCAACACGAAAACAUGAAACUUCGCAAAGAGGUUCAGUUGUUACGAGAUGCUUUGAAAAGAUUACGGGAUGAGCGAAAAGGAAUUCUCAAUAUCCACAAGCAGCUGAAAGGCCAGUGGAAUAGCAUGGAACAGAGACUUCAAGACAUAGCUCUAAAGUCUAGAGUGAUGUCGACCCCAUCCACUUCCUCAUCCGACGAAGAGUGCGCUGGCAAUCCAUCCCAAAUGCAACGAUACACCCUGAAGCCGGAAACGAUCCAGCCGGACAUCCACGACUCGGAGUUGGAUGAGAUUCUCAUCGAUAUUCCGACCAUUCCAGCCGGAUCUAUUCUGGAUGUCCACAGCUCGGGCAAUCCGGGACUCAGAAUCCCUGACACGCCCCCUCCUUUGCCCCCUAACCAUCCCAAACUGUCCGAUUCUGGAAUCAGCAGCAAUUCGGCUCCGGACUCAGAACUAGAUACCAAUGACUGGCACUAUCCGGACGUACCAGGUGUCCGGUUGGAAAAGAGGCACAACAGUGUCAGGGUGAGAUUUUCUGAAGCAACCGUGGGUAGAAGGUCCAUUUCCAGUGGUGCUGUGUCAGACGUUCCUCCUGGCACAGUAGUCCUACAUCCAGGACAAAACAGAACCAAAUGCGCUGACAUCUUGGGAAUCCAGAACAUUCCUCCUCCACCCCUGCCUCAGCGACCCAACACACCACCCAAAGCGAACCAAAAGAAGUCUCACAAAAAGAGAUCUUUCUCAUCUUCACGAGACAAGAACAAAGAAAAAGGGAAGUCCUUAUUGCCUCGAUCUCUGCAAAGUGCCCAGAGUAAGGCCAGGACCAGCAGCAGUACCGGAAAUUUGACGAUGGUAGGGUCUGCCUCGAAUUUCCCACUGCCACCUGAGAAUGUGAAAUACAGCGGCAACAACAAGCUGUGGAAUAAGAAAUUGCCACCUCCUCAACAGAGACCACCAUCCCAGUUGGGUAGCAGCUUAGACGGAAUGAUACAUCGGGAAAUUGCAAAGGCCAUCAGAGAUCGCCACGCACUGUUUGAUCCUUGAAGAGGCUUAGAAAUAUUCAAGGCUAGGAAAAUGUUUUAAAAAUGGGCUUAGGAAGUUAAGAAAAAAUAUUAUCAAAUUGUUAGCUUAAUAAAGUUGCCCUAUUUUGGAACUUAAUAAAGUCAUCCUUUGGCGACAUCGGUAUGAUUGAGGAUUUCUAAUGUAAAUAUCCAAUGUGAAAGUGACUUCAGUGCUGUUUCAACCAAUCUAUAUAAUGGGUUUUUUUACAAUUGAAAAAUAUUUUAGCUAAUCAUAUAUUUUCGUAAACUACAGAAGGAAUAAAGGAAUUUGAUGGAAAUGGAUGAAAAUUUUCCAAACUUGAAACAUUUGCAUGUAUAUGAUUUUCUUUGUAGAUAAUCAAUGUGUCAUUGAUAUUACUAUUAUUUCGAUGAAGACUUACAUAAGAUGUAGAUAUCUACAUUUUCUGUAAUUGAAAUUUUUUUCAACAAACAGAAAAUGAAAUAAAAUUGUACUGUCAAACUCUAGAAUUAAAAAUACUGAUGACAUGAAAGAAAAUUUUUCCAGUUCUAAACGUUCGAAAAACUUUCGAAGAUACUAAAUACUGAACUUUCCAGUAUGAGACACUUUUAAAUAUAACUUAUGUUUCUACAAAAUAAAAAUGUAAAGCUAUAGAAUUCUGGAUUUUGUAAUGUUUUCAGCAAAAGAAACUGUAAAUUCAAGUACUUCCACGAACUGACAAACUUAAAAAUUGUAAUCACUAUAUGUCAGGAUUAAUUGUGAAGAUAUGUUCUUUAUAUUGAACAUAUAUUUUUGAAACAUAUAAACAAAAUAACAAGAAGAAAUCACAAUGGGAAAGGUCAUGUUUCUUUUUUAAAAUAAGUCUUUAUAAUUUUGAAGAAUUUUACAUCUGAAGUGUUUAUAUGUAUUAAAUUGCAGUUUUAUACUUCAGGUACAAUAUCGACAAUUUUUUUUAUAAAAUGUUAUUUAGUGCCUUCAAUUGUAAUGAUCUAUUUGUUUCUGAUGUUAAUUGUUUAUAUAAGGAAUUUUAUUCUUGUAUCAGAUGCGAAAGGGACGAUCUUAAAUAAAUAAAAAAUCUUUGAGAGAAUAGUAUUGGUUAUCCUUAUAAUCCAAAUCCUUAAAAUUUUUAAUUUCAUUCGGAAUUAACUAACCGCUGGUUUUCAAAGAAUCUAAGCUAAUUUUUAAAAUUGUGUUGAAUACGAAAUUUCCAAGAACGGAAUUAGACGAUGCAUAAAUGAUUAUUUUUUUUUUUAACUAAGGAUCGAAUCCUUAAUAAAUUGUUUUUCCGGAAGCAAUAUA